This is a messenger RNA of Salvia miltiorrhiza (redroot sage), 911 nucleotides long. RefSeq names its product stress enhanced protein 2, chloroplastic. NCBI's taxonomy places the organism in Eukaryota, Viridiplantae, Streptophyta, Magnoliopsida, Lamiales, Lamiaceae. Bases 104 to 664 code for a protein of 186 amino acids. The record is from RefSeq and is a predicted model, not a curated record. The transcript has 2 exons. Gene Ontology annotation, biological process: cellular response to high light intensity.
CGCCUCAUCUUUCCUUCGACGUGGACUCUUCAUUCACCAUUAUAUUCUUCUUCUAACACACACACUCACUACCUGAAUCUUAUCCAAGAUUCUCAAUUUCUCAAUGGCCCUCGCUGGACCGCGGCCGCUCUUAUGUCGCCUCGGCCCCGAGAAACCGGCGCCGCCGGAGCCCCAGAGGCUGAAGGUGCCGGAGACGGCGGAGGGAGGCGGCGCCAAGAUCGUGCUGCAACCGAGAGUCUGCACUCUGCGGUCGUACGGCGGAGAUCGCGGCGGCGUGAUCAGGGCCGGCGGCGGAGAGGAUCAAGUGUCGCGCUUCUUCGAGGUUCUGUCGGAUUAUGUGGAGAGUUCCAAGAAAAGCCAUGAUUUUGAGACCAUGUCUGGUCGUCUUGCCAUGGUUGUAUUUGCAGCAACAGUAGGAGUGGAGAUUGUGACAGGGAAUUCAGUGUUGAGGAAGAUGGAUUUGGUAGGGAUUGAGGAAGCCGGCGGCGUUUGCGCGGCGGCGGUGGCCAGCGCCGCCGUCUUCGCGUGGUUUUCAAGCAACCGUAAUAGAGUGGGCCGGAUCUUCACCGUCGGCGCUAACACCUUCAUCGACUCGCUCAUUGAUAAUAUCAUCGAUGGUUUAUUUUAUGAUUCCAACUUCGAUGAUUGGUCCGAUGAAAUUUGAGUGAUGAUUUAUGUCAUGUUAUUUUUCAUGUUUCACUAUAGUAAAACUCUUUAGGUACACAUUGUGUUAUAGUGUACAAAUGUAAUAAAAUAAUAAUAGAAAAAUUAUAUACUAGUUGUAAAUAUUUAGUUUGUAGAAAAAUAUGUGGGAGGAGGAUUAACGACAACCUUGUAAAAAUAAGACUAUUUGGUGUGUAUUAUGGUAUAAUUAUUUAAUUAAGUAGAAAUGCAUACAGCAGCAUUUUAAA